Messenger RNA from Cheilinus undulatus (humphead wrasse), 1899 nucleotides. Its product is annotated as tripartite motif-containing protein 16-like. The coding region runs from base 399 to 1889 and encodes 496 amino acids. NCBI's taxonomy places the organism in Eukaryota, Metazoa, Chordata, Actinopteri, Labriformes, Labridae. The record is from RefSeq and is a predicted model, not a curated record. Gene Ontology annotation, molecular function: protein binding; zinc ion binding. The transcript has a single exon.
CAUUCUAGGAAGAGGAGCAGCGCUGUACGUCUGAUCUUUGUGCUCUUACUUGUAAAUAAUAAUAUGCAGCUCCGGACGCUUCUCUGUGAGUCUUCCUCAGAUUCUUCUGAGUCGUCUUUAACAAGUUAGAAACAAACAAAGUCAGAAGGUAUGCAAAAUUAUUGAGAUCAGAGCUCUGAGUAGUUUCACUUUAGAGAAAGCGUAACUCAUCCAGGGUUGAAAUGGCGGGGCUGGACCGGGACUCUUUCUCUUGCUCCAUCUGUUUGGAUCUACUGAAGGAGCCAGUGACUAUUCCCUGUGGACACAGCUACUGCAUGAGCUGUAUUAAAAGCCACUGGGAUACAGAGGGGGAGAAUAAGAGCUAAAGCUGCCCUCAGUGUAGGCAGACCUUCACACCCAUGCCUGUGCUGGUGAAAAGCACCAUGUUGGCAGUUUUGAUGGAGGAGAUGAAGAAGAGCAGACUCCAGGCUGCUCCUGAUGAUCACUGCUACGCUGGAGCUGAAGAUGUGGCCUGUGAUGUCUGCACUGGGAGGAAACUGAAAGCCCAAAAGUCCUGUCUGGUGUGUUUGGUCUCAUUUUGUGAGAAACACCUUCAACCUCAUAAAUCUUCGGCCUUUGAAAAGCACAAGCUGGUGGAGCCAACCAGGAAGCUCCAGGAGAACAUCUGCUCUCGUCACGAUGAGGUAAUGAAGAUGUUCUGUCGCACUGAUCAGCGCUCCAUCUGUUAUCUCUGCUCUGUGGACGAACACAGAGGCCACGACACCGUCUCAGCGGCAGCAGAGAGGGCCGAGAAGCAGAGAGAGCUCCAGGGGAGUCGUCUCAACAUCCAGCAGAGAAUCCAGGACAGACAGAAAGAUGUGAAGCUGCUCCAACAGGAAUCGGAGGCUAUCAAUCGCUCCGCUGAUAAAGCAGUGGAGGACAGUGAGAAGAUCUUCACCCAACUGAUCCGUCUCAUGGAGCAAAGACGAUCUGAUCUGAAGCAGCAGGUCCGAUCACAGCAGGACGCUGAGGUGAGUCGAGUCAUGGAGCUUCAGGAGAAGCUGGAGAAGGAGAUCGCUGAGCUGGAGAGGAAAGACGCUGAGCUGGAGACACUGUCACACACGGAGGACAACAACCACUUUCUACACAGCUACCCCUCACUGUCACAAAUCAGUGAAUCUGCAGACUCAUUCAGCUCUGACCGUCAUCCUCUGAGCUACUUUGAGGAUGUGACAGUGGCUGUAACAGAAGUCAGAGAUCAGCUACAAGAAGUUUUGAGAGAGAAGUGGACCAACAUCACACAGACGGUGACUCAUGUGGAGGUUUUACUGUCGGCAGCACCGCCAGAGUCCAGAACCAGAGCUCAGUUCUUAAGAUUCUCAUGCGACAUCACUCUGGAUCUAAACACAGCACACAAUCAGGUCUCACUGUCUGAUGGGAACAGAAAAGCAACAUAUACAAAACGUAGCCAGUGUUAUUCCAAUCACCCAGACAGAUUCACUUAUUGGAGGCAGGUUCUGAGCAGAGAGAGUCUGCCUCAGCGUUGUUACUGGGAGGUGGAGUGGGCUGGUUCUGGGGUUAGUGUGGCAGUUUCAUACAAGAAUAUCAGCAGAUCAGGGAACUCUAGUGAGUGUGUAUUUGGAGGAAAUGACAAAUCCUGGAGGUUAGAUUGCUACAACAACAGUUAUACAUUUGUGCACAACAAAGUCAGUACUCCAGUCUCAGGUCCUCAGUCUAACAGAGUGGGUUUGUGCGUGGAUCACAGAGCAGGUAUUCUGUCCUUCUACAGCGUCUCUGAGACUAUGACUGUCCUCCACAGAGUCCAGACCACGUUCACUCAGCCUCUGCAUGCUGGACUUUUGUUUUGGUUGCAUGUUGGAGACAAAGCUGAGUUCUGUAAACUCAAAUAGAAAAUCAGAG